CGCAGGCGCACACGACCAACGUCGAUUCGCAUUCCUACCUAAGUUACUCGCUCUCUACAUACGUAAUCUUUUCCUCUCUCUCUCGACUCUCGACGCAGUAUAGCGUUAUCAUUGUUAUCGUUGUACGAGCAAGUACACGCGCUCUCUCUCUCUCUCUCUCUCUCGAGUCGAGCGGUAGCGAGCUCUUCCGAAACUCAAAAAAAGCUCUAGGCGCAGUGCGUGCGUGAACCACAGAGCUUCUUGGACACGUAUUAUAACGCAUUAUAUUAUAGUAUAAUAAAAGUCCCAGUGCAGCAGAAGCAGUAUCAGAGCAGUAGCAGAACCAGUGCUGUGUGCAGUGCAAGCAGCGCGCGCGAAACGUUAUAUCGCUCGAGCGACCUAUAACGCCUCCUCCUCGCAGCAGUAGUGAGCGCUCACUCACACACACCAACCCACACGUAGUCCAUGAACUCUCGGUGAGCUCGAGUCGUUGUCCCCCUUUUACCCAAUUUCUUUGCCUUUUUUCGCGAACAUAUAUCCGCGAGCUUUUUUCUCCCUCUCUCUCUUUUUCUCUUUGUGUGCGAGUGAAAGCUCGCAUUUUUCUCUUUCUAUUUUUCUCUUACUCAUUGCACUGUACUCCUGUGCCGUGUAUGAUCUUUUUCUCGAGUUGCGCGUUUAACGAGUUAAAAAAUAAUUAUGUACGCGCGCUAAUGCGUCCGCUACACACUGUGCUCUCUGCUGCAAGCUCAAUCUCUUAACGACGACGUCGACGACUUGCGAGCGAGAGUGAGCGAAAUUGGGUUAAGUGCCUGCAUAUAUACAGUUUGAAGCUGUCUUUGAUUCCUCUGUACCGCGAGGCAGGAUUAUAAACAAAGCUCGCCAAAGUUCAAAAGUCGGACAACAAAAGUAUCGGCGAAAGUGACACCAGGGGUGUAUAAAAAGCUCAAUAAUAAAUGUUAAACAAAGUGUGCCCGUCGUAGCAGUGCGUGCGUCCAUUUAUAUACGCGCUUCCACCAGUGUUGCAGUGUGUAUACGUGCAUAUCAUCACGAUCGUUUCGUUCGUUGUGCACGGCUAACCCAAAACAAAAAGAAGAAAAGCUCGAAAAGUAAAAAUAAAAAAGUAAAAGGCCUGCGUCGUGUGCACACGUGUCUGUCGUCUUGCUCUUGGGGGUGGUGGGAGAAUAGCCACCAUCGAUGUACGCGCUACGUAUGUAAACUCGCGCGAUGCUCGCGAGUGUCAGCGAUGCAAGUAGCACGACGAUCAUCGACCAAGGCGCCCUACGACAAACGGACGACGACAUGCUGUUGUUGUUGUUGAACGCUGCGACGACGACGACGACGACGUGCAGCAGCUGCGUCACGAAGACGAGAAGUCAAAAUUAUUGUUAUCGUUGUCAGCAGGAGCAGGAGUAUAAUUUGGAGCGCGAGCCCGCGCAGUCGAUCGCCAGCACGCUCGGCUCACCGAUCACGAGCAGCGAAGUAAGUUCCGAGCAUUGGCAAGAGACCGUAUUCCCAAGGCGUCAGCAUUAGAAGCCAACAUCGAGCUUUGGGGAAUCGAUCGUCACGUAUAAUAAAAUACGUGAGCGCGCGCGAUAUAUGUGUAUAAUAUAUAGCACGAGCGCGUUAAGCUCAGUUUAGCGGGCGCGAGAAAGACGCUCUCUCAACCCCAGCAGCCAGCCAGCCUGCCUGCCCGCCUGCCAACUUUGUGCCGAGAAGUCUCGAGCUUGCGAAGAGAGACGGAAAAGUCUCUCCGGUGGGUGUGUGUGUAUCGAAAAAUUGCUCUCACUCUUCCCAUCGAUCUCUUUCUCUCUCUCUCUUUGCGUGAAGGAGCCGCGUGAGCUUUAACACACUCACAUACACACAUACGCGGGGCCCUCCCUCCACCUCUUCAGCUCGGUGCGCUAUCGUUUUCCCAGCUUCCGUACAUAAUAUACAAGCGCCAGUAUAUAGACAGAAGCAUCAGAAGCAGCUGCGAGAGCGAGAGGCAACAACACACGGAUCGCGCAGGUUGACCUACACAGGCAGUGGCAGCAGCAGCAGCGGGCUCGACUCUGCUCUCUGUGUACGUGAGUGCGUGUAUGUAUUCGUGUGUGCUGCGAUGUGAUGCACGAGAUUUUGCACGUAAUACAUAGAGCAGCAGCAGCCGGUCGUUAACAUGAGCACCGCUGGCCUACUUAGCUUACUCGUCAGCUGACACACUCUCGCUCUCACUCCUACUCUCUGGCUCUGCUCUUGCGCGCAGCUUUGCUAUAUUCUCGGUGUGUGUGAUAUAUAUACGUUUAUAUAGCACACAACUUUGGUGAAAUAUAUAUAUAUAUAUAUAUAGAGAGGAGUCGCAACGGAGAGGGACGGAGAGCUGCAGAGUCGCCACCAGCACACAGCCUGUUGACGUCGCGCGCGGCUCUUGUGUAUGACACCUAUUCUCUCUCUCUUCUCUCCCACUCAUCGAAACACACACAAACACACAGAGACUCACACGUGCGCGAAUAAACAAACGUGUAUCAUUGUUGGUGUAUUAUCGCGUGUAUACAUAUAACAUAUAGUAACAAGUGUCUUUGUGCGCGAGUGAUAGAUAUCAUUAAAAAAAAAAGCCGUAAGAAACAUAGAUAACAGAAACAAUAUAACAGAAACGAAUCAUGUACUGUUUUCAAAAUCCGUUUUCGCGCGCUACGCGAAGCGUCGUCGGUAGUCCCCUAAAUCCAAAGCUCGGCUCGAAGUCGAAACAGCAGCAACAGCAGCAGCAGCAACAGCCAAACGGCCAACAGACGCAGAACGGACAGCAGCAACGUCGCGGCAGCGAGGCAACGAGCGAAGACUCGGGCUCCUCGUCGAUACGUUACAUCGAUCAGCUGUCCGAGGCCAGCAGCACCGACACAUUGCCGGGCAUCCGGGCGGGGGACUUUCUCGACGCCGAGUCGAUCCUGUCGCCGGGUGGGCCCGAGUCAUCGCUGGCCUCGCCCACCAUCGUGUUCACGAGCGACGAGACCAACAAUCGGACCAAUAGCCAGGACGAGGACACCCUCGUCGGGAGUCCCUGCAGCAGCGUGCACGGCGGCAGCACGGGACACGUGGAGAAGCUCGGCAGCAGCGUCGGCGACUUGAACUCGGGUCCAAGCGGUACGGGCAAAUCCGACGGCCACUGGCGGCGCAAGCUCCUGCUGAGACUGCGCUCCACCGACUCGUCCAACAGCGAGGCCAACAGCUCGUCGCCCUCGCCCGCCAGCGAGUCCUCCUGUCUGCACUCGCGCCAGCACGCCGAGCACCAGCACCACCACUCCAGCAAUCAGCUGCUGGCCAAGAACAAGCUGUCGCCGCGACGCAGGCGCCUCCACGGCUCGGCCAGUCUGCUGAUCGGCCGGCGCAAACACGAGAAUGCCUUCAGCGACUACGACGACGACGACGAUGACGUAGUCACCUGCCCGAUCGACGACGCCGAGCCCGAGGAGGUCUCGUCGCUGCCCUCGAGUCCGGCCGCACCGGCCACGGUGGGCCUGGCUACGGCGACGAGCGUCCCAGUGCCCUAUUACGGUUUCCUGUCGGUUAACGGCGGAGCCAUGCGACAGGAGAGCACGAGCACGAGCUCGCCCCAGCUCGCCACGCGCUGCCACGACGACGAGGCCCAGAGCACCACGAGCCUGCCCGACGAGACGAGUUCGCUCAAGGAGGAGCACAGGGCCAGCAGCACCGAGACCGUGGCGCUCAAGUCGCUGCUCAAGCCCGACACCGGUCUCGAGGCGAGUGGCUGCCUGCCGGUGGCGCGCAGCUGUCCCAAUCUCGAGCGACAGAGCGCCGGAUUUUUCAGUGCAUCGGGUUCUUCGAGUCCGAUACCGAGCUCGGGGCCGAGAUUCAAACCCGUCGAGGAGGGUGACAUUCAGGUGUGUUAUCUGAAUCACGCCAGGACCCUCGUCAGCAAGAUCCUGUCGAGUCGAUUUCUGAGACGCUGGGAGACUCAUCAUCUUUAUCUCAACGACGCCUGCCUAUCGUCCAAAACCUUGACCGGGUUUCUUCAGCAACCAGUGAUGUACAGCAUGAUGAGCGAGGUCUACGCCGUGGCCAGAUGGGAUCCAGCCUACAAAUACUGCCUAAGAAUCGUCCUGCCAGACGGAUCGUUACUGCUCCAGGCGAGCAAUGCCUACACCAGAGACCAAUGGUACUACUCGAUACUGUGGAAGAAAAGUAUUUUUAAGUACCAAAAAGUCGUGCCGACCGCCACGAAGGAGGAAGUCGUCCUGCGCGAACUCAAGGCUCUCGUCGAUUUUGCCCUCUCGACGCCUUUGCAGGACGAGCGAGUGAUGAGCACGCCGCUCGAAGCCGUGGCGAAGCUCCUCGACGAGCCCAACAAUUACGAGCGCUCGUCCACAUCUGGCUCCGAUCAAGAGCCCCUGAUCAUCUCCGACCUGAUGGACGAGCCUAGUCCGGCCCAGCUCAGCGAGGAGAGCGAGGAGGCCGAUCGUCGCUGGUCCGAGGCGAUACUCAACGUGGCGGCGCCUCUGUUGGAGCGAGCCGCACCCCCACCCACGCUGGCCCGCGCUCUGGCCCGCCUGGCCCAGCGCCAUCCGCGCUCGUCCCUCGUGCCGGCCCUCGAGCCCGCCAUCACCCGCUGCCUCAAGCACACCGUGGACUUUGGCAAGUCGCCGGACAUGCGCAAGCUCCUGCAGGUGUUCAUCGCGGCUCUCUACGAGAACGAGGACGGCGAGCUCGCCAUUCGAGACUACGUGCAGGCGGUUCACGGGCCCGGCAGCGACUGUCCGCAUCCGCGAAUACUGCCCAAUCUCGUCUCCAUCUGCGUCGGAGCCAUCUUUCACAGAUUCGAGGUAUCAGCCCUCAAGCAAAGCGUCAAGAGUCCGAAGAAACAGCAACAGCAGCAGCAGGCCAAAGAAAAUCCAGAGCAGGAGAACGAGAAAGAACAAAAUGGAAAGGAGGAUGAGAAGGUGAAGAAGGAGGACGUCGAGAAGCAGAAGGAGGAGGAGGAGGAGGAGGAGGAAAAGAGAAAAAUGGAAAACAAAGAGGAAAGUAGCAGCAGCGAUAGCGGCAACGUCUCGCCUACGUCACUGCCACCCCUGAGAUGCUAUCUGCUCGUACUUAACAUUGCCUCCGAGUACGCCGACUGGCGACCCGGCCUGGGUGCCCUACUCCAGCCCGUGCCGUUCCCCGAGGACGCCCUCGCGGACAAGGAGGUCCAGGAGUCCGUGCUGUCGGUGGUGAUGCGCCGACUGGGCCGCGACCCACGUUGCAACGUGCAUCGAGUGCUGCUGCCUGUGCGCGAGCUCCGACCCGGCUGGCUUCACAUAGCCGCGCCCUCGAGUCCGGCUUGUCCCGACGAGGGACAGCUCUUCGGUGAAAUGCUGACGACUCUGCUAGACUGCUGCUGUCGUCGCAAGCGCUUCAUCAGUUCGCUGCUCAAGCAGACCGGCGGCGCCUGCAUACUCCUCGGGGUGAGGGGCUGCGACGCCGCCCAGGAGGCUCUCUGCCUCAUGCUCGAGUGGCGCCUGCUGCCCAACGAGGAGGCUCGUCUGCAGGUGGUCUCGGCCCUACAGUCCACCGAGUCCGGCAAGGCCCGAUACAACGCCCUCUGCCAGCGACAACGCAACCUCCAGGAGCUACAACAGAAGGGUGGCCCGCGCAAGCUCACCCUGCCAGUACGGGCGACCGACGCGGACGUGGCUCUGCUGCUCGGCGGCGGUGCCCUCGGCAAUCUCGAGUGUCUCUCCCUGGCCUUCACCUCGGUCACGUCGGCCUGCGCCGAGCAACUGAUCAAGCUGCCAGCCCUCAGGUACCUCAAUCUCUGGGCCACGCAGUUCGGCGACACCGGCCUGCAGAUGAUCAGUGAGCACCUGCAAAAGCUCCAGGUGCUGAACCUCUGCGAGACGCCCGUCUCCGACAAGGGCAUCUCCACUCUGGCUUCACUGACGAAUCUGCGCAAGCUCAAUCUCAACAGCACGAAGCUGUCGGCGUCGACCUUCGAGCAGCUGAAGAAGCGCCUGCCCGCUCUCCAGGAGUUCGACGUGCGCUACACGGAGGCUUGGUGACCCGAGUACACUCCCGAGACGGCCUCACAGGGCUGCUCUCGGGAGAACUCGCGACGCAUCAAAGCUGCUAAUAGCUUCAAGUCGUCGCUCAAGCGCGCCGCCUCCAAGAGCCUAUCUUCGUCUUAAAUUUAGAAUUUAUUAUAUAUGUAUAAUGAAAACGAUCUCGAGCGAGCCAAUGCAUUUCUUCUUCUUCUUCUUCU
Messenger RNA from Trichogramma pretiosum, 6208 nucleotides. Its product is annotated as C-Maf-inducing protein-like. NCBI's taxonomy places the organism in Eukaryota, Metazoa, Arthropoda, Insecta, Hymenoptera, Trichogrammatidae. The record is from RefSeq and is a predicted model, not a curated record. Bases 2616 to 6008 code for a protein of 1130 amino acids. The transcript has 9 exons.